Messenger RNA from Agelaius phoeniceus (red-winged blackbird), 4209 nucleotides. Lineage: Eukaryota; Metazoa; Chordata; Aves; Passeriformes; Icteridae. The record is from RefSeq and is a predicted model, not a curated record.
AUGAGAAGACAGUUUCCUGCCCUAUACAAUAUGGAAAUUAGAUCUCUGACAAUGAAGCCUUUUACCGCAUAUCCUUCUGGGUUUAUUGUAUUCCUGUUUGCCUUGCUGCAGAGGAGCCAUGGACAAUGCAAAGAAGCAGCUAAAAAAUCAGAGAUGAAUCUUGGUGUAAAAUAUGAUCUUCCUAACUUCAUUGCAGACACACCAAUUCAGAAUGUAGUUUUAUACAAGCAUCAUGUUUAUAUUGGAGCAGUCAAUAAGAUUUACGUACUAAAUGAAACUCUCCAGAAUAUUUCUGUGUACAAGACUGGGCCUGUUUUGGAGAACCCUGACUGUGCACCAUGUGAAGACUGCCGAGAUAAAGCCAAUUUAUCUAACAGCAUAUGGAAGGAUAACAUCAACAUGGCACUGCUUUUAGAAACUUAUUAUGAUGAUCAGCUCAUUAGCUGUGGUAGUGUGUCCGGAGGCAUCUGCCACCGUCACAUCAUUCACCCUGACAACCCUGCUGACAUUGAAAGCGAGGUGCACUGCAUGUACUCACCCCAGGUGGAUGGAGAAGCAGAUAACUGUCCUGAUUGUGUUGUUAGCACUUUAGGAACCAAAGUUUUGGUGACUGAAAAGGACAGGUUUGUCAACUUUUUUGUUGGAAAUACUGUGACAUCUGCGUUUCAACCUCCCCAUGUGCUGCAUUCAAUAUCGGUUAGAAGAUUAAAAGAAACACAGGAUGGUUUUGAGUUUCUCACAGAUCAGUCUUAUAUAGAUAUCCUCCCUCAGUUCCGUGACUCGUAUCCUAUUAGGUACGUCCAUGCCUUUGAAAAUGAUCACUUUGUCUAUUUUUUGACUGUACAGAGAGAAGCUCUUGACUCACAGUCUUUUCACACUAGAAUUAUCCGCUUCUGCACUUUAGACUCAGAGAUGCGUUCCUACAUGGAAAUGCCUCUUGAGUGCAUUUUUACUGAAAAGCGAAGGAAGAGGUCCAUCCGGAAGGAGGUAUUCAACAUUUUGCAAGCUGCCUACGUAAGCAAGCCUGGUGCAGCUCUAGCACACGAAAUGGGCCUUGGGCUCAAUGAUGAUAUCCUCUAUGGUGUUUUUGCACAAAGCAAACCAGACUCUUCUGAACCAACCAACCGAUCUGCUGUCUGCGCCGUCUCUGUGCGAACCAUCAACGAGUUCUUCAACAAGAUUGUUGAUAAGCAGAACAUGAAAUGCCUCCAGCACUUUUACGGGAAAGAGAGCAAAUACUGCUUGAACAGGGCUUUUUCAAGAAACGCUUCGUACUGCAGAGCACGGGAUGAUGAAUACCGCUUAGAAGUCACCACUCCUCUGCAGAGGGUUGACUUGUUCAUGGGCCAGUUCAACAGUGUCCUGCUGACUUCAAUUUCUGUCUUCACCAAAGGGAACCUUACCAUUGCUAACCUGGGAACUUCAGAGGGCCGCUUCAUGCAGAUAGUGGUUUCCCGUUCAGAAUCCACAACUCCACAUGUCAGCUUUCAGCUGGACUCCCACCCCAUCUCUCCCCAGGUUGUUGUCGAGAAUUCAUUAGCAGAUGAUGGCUAUACCCUGGUAGUGACUGGGAAAAAGAUAACAAAGAUCCCUCUGAAGGGGCCAGGCUGCCAUCACUUCAGGUCCUGCAGCCAAUGCCUGCUGGCACCAGCCUUCAUGGAGUGUGGCUGGUGCAGCCAGCAGUGCCUCAGGUCUUCCGAGUGCCCCAGCAACACUUGGACCCAGGACACCUGCUUGCCUAGGGUUUAUGAGAUUCUCCCAAGCAGCGCUCCCAUAGAAGGUGGGACAAAAUUGACACUGUGUGGAUGGGACUUUGGAUUCAGCAAAAAUAAUAGAUUUGAAUUAAAAAAUACAGUAGUUCAUAUUGGAGGACAAAUUUGUCCUCUGGAAAUGAAAUCUAGCAACAAAAAUAGGCUGGAAUGCACAGUUCCUGCUGCAAAAAGUCCAGGUUUUAAUAUAUCCAGUAGUGUUUCUGUUGGACAUGGCAAAACACUAUUCAAUACAUUUUCAUACGUGAAUCCUGUAAUAACAAGUAUAUCUCCCACCUAUGGCCCCAAAUCUGGAGGAACAUUGCUGACUGUAGCUGGAAAAUACCUAGACAGUGGGAAAUCCAUGAGGAUUUUUGUUGGUGAGCAACCAUGCACUUUGAAAAGUCCUCCCAGCAUAUCGGCGAGCACUGUGGAGUGCUACACUCCAGCACAGCAAAUUCCCCAGGAAUAUCGUGUGAGAAUGGAAAUCGAUGAAGCUAUUCGAGACACAAGCAGCCAUUUCACAUACAGAGAAGACCCAGUUGUUUUAAAAAUUCAUCCAGCCAAAUCUUUUCUUAGUGGUGGAAGUACAAUCACAGCUCAGGGAAUCAACUUGAACUCAGUGUGCUUUCCUCAGAUGGUGAUUACUGUACCUAAACUAGGAAUGAACUUCUCUGUGGCAUGUAGCCACCGCUCUAGCUCAGAGAUAAUCUGCUGUACUACACCUUCACUGAAAGAUUUCAAUCUCCAACCACCCUUUGUGACCAAAGUGUUCUUUAUUUUUGAUGGUGUCAGCUCCCUGUACUUUGAUUUUGAUUACGUAAAUAAUCCUGUAUUUAAGCAUUUUGAAAAGACAGUGUUCAUCUCAAGAGGCAACCAAAAUGUUCUGGAAAUUAAGGGAAAUUAUAUUGAUUCAGAAGCUGUUAAAGGUGAGGUGCUAAAAGUUGGAAACAAAAGCUGUGAAAACCUUCUCCUGCAGUCAGAAUCAAUUCUGUGUACGGUUCCCAGCGAUCUCCUGAAAUCCAACAGUGAGCUAAAUAUAGAGUGGAAGCAAGAAGUUUUGUCAACAGUUAUUGGAAAAGUGCUGAUCCGGCAAGAUCAGAAUUUCACGGGAUUAAUUGCUGGAAUUCUUUCAACAUCAAUCUUAAUUUUUAUCUUUUUGGUGGUUUUCUUCUGGAGAAGGAAGAAGAAACAAAUUAAAGAUCUGGGAAGUGACCUAGUUCGUUAUGAUGGCAGAGUGCACACUCCUCACCUGGACAGGCUGGUGAGUGCAAGGAGUGUAAGCCCAACAACAGAAAUGGUUUCAAGCGAAUCUGUAGACUACAGAUCAACUUUUCUAGAAGAUCAGUUUCCAGGCAUGUCUCAGAAUGGAUCGUGCAGACCUGCCCAGUAUCCUCACUCUGACCUCUCCCCGAUUCUGUCUAGUGGAGAUUCAGAUUUAGCCAGUCCACUUCUCCAGACCAAUGUCCACAUAGACAUCAGUGCCUUAAAUCCUGACCUGGUCAAAGAAGUGCAGCACGUGGUUAUUGGUGCUGACAGUCUGAUUGUGCACUUCAGUGAAGUCAUAGGAAGAGGACAUUUUGGCUGUGUGUACCAUGGGACAUUGCUGGAUAACGAUAGCAGGAAAAUUCAUUGUGCUGUGAAGUCACUGAAUAGGAUUACAGACCUGGAAGAAGUAUCUCAGUUUCUGAAAGAAGGAAUAAUCAUGAAAGAUUUCACUCAUCCCAAUGUUCUGUCACUCCUGGGAAUCUGUUUGCCCAACGAAGGAUCCCCAUUAGUUGUUCUUCCAUACAUGAAACAUGGAGAUCUUCGAAACUUCAUUAGGAAUGAGACUCAUAAUCCAACAGUAAAAGAUUUAAUUGGAUUUGGCCUUCAGGUUGCAAAAGGAAUGAAAUACCUUGCAAGUAAAAAGUUUGUCCAUAGAGAUUUGGCAGCAAGAAACUGUAUGUUGGAUGAAAAAUUCACUGUCAAGGUUGCUGAUUUUGGUCUUGCUAGAGAUGUCUAUGAUAAAGAAUACUACAGUGUGCACAAUAAAACAGGAGCUAAACUGCCAGUGAAAUGGAUGGCUUUAGAAAGUUUACAAACUCAGAAGUUCACAACAAAGUCAGAUGUGUGGUCCUUUGGUGUAUUGUUAUGGGAACUUAUGACACGAGGGGCACCACCUUAUCCUGAUGUAAAUUCUUUUGAUAUAACUGUUUACUUACUACAAGGAAGAAGGCUACUGCAACCUGAAUACUGCCCUGAUCCACUGUAUGAAGUCAUGCUGAAGUGCUGGCAUCCGAAACCUGAGAUGCGUCCAGCAUUUUCUGAACUUGUUUCAAAAAUAUCAACAAUCUUCUCCACUUUUAUUGGGGAACACUAUGUUCAUGUCAAUGCUACUUAUGUCAAUGUCAAGUCCAUUGCUCCCUAUCCUUCUCUUCUAUCAUCACAAGACAACACAGACGUGGAUGUUGACACAUGA